AUGUACGCACAAUCUCAUGUGGCAUACCCCCAAACCGUGGCCCCACAGCAGAAGCUUAGUCCCGCACCCCUUGCCCGCUGCCAAAAGAGAAAACGUACCACGAAAAAGGUCCCAAGCGCCGAUGCGGACGCAGGUGACUCUCAAGUCGAUUCGCCUGCCAAGUUACCUGAACAACCAAUAGACCACCCCUCCGAGCCUUUCCAUCCUACAGUCACAAGAGCCGACCAUGCGGCGCUGGACGAGUUUCAGAGCCUGUUAGCGACUGGAAGGACUAGAUUCCCAAAUGUGCCUGCCGCCCCUUACCUCAUCAGCCGCCAGUCCAUCAAGCUUCCAACCCCUAAGAGUUACGACAAACUAGCGCCCCUCGUAGCCCUACCCUCUCAAUCCCGCAAGCCGGUUCUACCCGGCGCCGGACGCUCUCUCCCUUGCGAGAUCCAAGGCCAGUUCUCGGAUAGAUUUAGGCCCUCGGACAGCGGGGCUGGCCUCGAGGACCGGAAACGAGAUGCCAAGGAUCUUCUGACGCAAUUCGAAAAAGCCAUGAGCGAUCUAGGCCCCUGUCGCCCUAAAUAUACAGAGUAUCCUCAUGCAUUCAAAGAGCAGCUCAAAACAGACGAGGCGUCAAAAGCCAAGGCGGAGAGGCUUGCGCGGAAGCUUGCUGAAGAGGAGCGGAACAAGCCGAUCCGACCUGAAGUGCGUCCUGCCGAUCCCAUCGAGGGUGCGGCUUGGGACAUCAUCGGCGCCGUCCACAUCGAUGCGUCCGCAACCCGUACCACAUCUCUCCUCGCGGGCGCUGUACAGCAAGCCGGCGAGUACAUCAUUUCCCGAAGGGCUGAUAUGAUGAGGGCGCGCCAGGCUCUUGAUCUGGCAACGAAGGAGAACAGGACGGAAGACGUGCCUAAACUGAAAGCCAACGCCGAUCUCAAACAGCAGGUUCUUUGUCGUACACUCGACGCUGCUGACCAGUUCGGUGAUGAGGUUGUUCUAGAAAACUUGGGAGGUCACACCAAGCUUGUUCUCAACCUAAUGAAUCUGCUGAUCGCCUGCAUUAAAGCUGGCGACUUCUCCGGCCCAAUGCUCAAGUCAGCCCUCCGGCUCUUGUCCAACUUUCGGAUUACUCAAAAGAUAGCCUUGCAAACUAAUCUGGAGACGAUUAGGCGGCGCCUGUCCGACAAAGGUGACGCGGAUGUGAAGGAGCUGCUCGCUUCCAUCAUGUCAAGAAUCAAAAAGGACAAAGAGUCAAAACUGGCGCCUUCUAAAUCUGUAACUGAUAGCCCACCGGGAAAGCGAGCUCGUGUUGACGAGACGGAGCCUCGCAUCACCAAAAAGCAGGCCACCGACUCUGGCCCAAGUGCCCCAUCUCAAGGCCUCUCGAAGCCAACGCCGGCCACGGCUUUGGGCCAGCCGAAGGCCGCGACCGCUAAGCCUCGUCCUCCGAUUGGCAUCUUGCCAGGAAAAAGUCGACCAGCUUUAAAACCGAUCGCCAAGCCUGAGCCUAGUAAGGGUGAAGCAGCCAAGUCCGACACGAGCAAGAAUGCUAGUGAAGAGAAGGCAGCUCUCAAGCCUGAAGUGAAGAAGGCAACCGUUAAAACAGAACCCAAGUCUGAUGUCCCAAGGCCUUCGAAAUCCUCAUCAGCAUCCUCCGCCCUCGGAGGCAUCGCGUCUCUUCUUGAUUCCAUCAACGCCCCGAAAGCUGAGGCCAAACCGCCAGCAAAAGAGCCCAAAGAGGAGCGCGAGAGGAAAGAAACUCCCGAAGAGAGAGAGGCACGUCUGCGUAAAGAAGCGCGCAGAAGACUGCGGGUAACUUGGAAGGCGGAUGAUCAGCUGGAGCAAGUGCGAUUCUUCCACCAAGAGGAUGAGGAAGAAACCGGAUUCGAUUCCAGAAUGAUCCGCGACGCGGCUGAUGACAAGGGCGAAGGCAUGGUUCUCAAGAGGCGCGGACAGGGCCUGGAAGAAGAGGAGGACGAUGAGGAGGACGAGCUACCUUACCGGCCCUGGCUCGACCCUGCACCCAUCGACUUCUCCAAUAUCCCUAUCGACCAAAGACAAAAGGCCUACACCUCAAGGGGUGGAAAUCUUGCCAUCGCCACGGCCGAGCAGAAGGUUAUGGCAGACCGCGAGCAGAAUGUCCUCAUUGCUAUUUACCAGGAAUUUUCCGAUAUCCCGCCCACACCAAAGAGCCCUGUGGCAGGCAGAGCCGAGCCAGCGAUAGAUGUGAAGAUUGGCCACCUCCCUCGGGACGACUCCAAGUUUGACGAAAUCCAUCGCCGCUGGAAGGAGGUCCAGCAACUCGGGAGGGACUCGGCUCUUCAGUAUGCCAUGAAGCGACUUGCGAGCAAGAAAACCCCCGCCCAUCAGGUUAACAAUAUCCUCGACAGCCUGCGAACUUCCGCCGCUGCCGGACAGAUGGCAGGAGGUGCCUCAGGCACCAUCCCAUCCGAAUCACAAACGGAUGCCACGGCGGGCCGGCCGGCGCCAGAGCAGGUCGUCGCUCUCCUCACAAGCGACAAGGUCAAGCAGUGGCAGGGCCGGGAGCUCUCCCGUACGACACACCGCCGUCACGAUUACCCCGAUCCGCGAGCACAGUAUGCCGCAGACGCCGUUGAGGAGGCCGCGGCCAAGUUGACGGGACCAUAUCCCGCUACGGAGCCGCCGGAGUGGCUAAGGGACAACACAGAGGCCGUCAGGGAAUGGUGGCUUGGGUUCGAUAAAGACGCAGCUGCUCAUUCGAAGCGGGAGGCUGAAGAACGGGCACGAGCGGAGUCUGAUCGCUUCCUGGCCAUGCAAAGCCAGGCUGGGGCUGAUGCAUGGGCGGCUUAUUAUGCGCAGCAGCAGGCGUAUGCACCCUAUAUGGCAAUCCUACAACAGAUGCAGGCUGGCAAUGUGCCUCUCGGGGCCACUGCGUCCACCACAGCUCAGGUGGGGCAAGCAGGCGGCAACGACCAACUCCAGGCUGUAUUAGCCGCCCUCGGUCAAUCACAAUCACAACCGGCUACAGCUACCCCAGCCGGGGGCCUCCGCAGCGCCACAAAUGCACUCAAAUGA
Molecule: messenger RNA, 3042 nt
Organism: Parascedosporium putredinis
Lineage: Eukaryota; Fungi; Ascomycota; Sordariomycetes; Microascales; Microascaceae
Source: the annotation of a GenBank genome assembly